UCAGGUACUUCUUCUUUUAGACGAAGGCUGUAGAAUUUUGGACACUUACACGAACUUUGCUGGUAAAAAGGAACUUGAGAAUGCUGUUUAUUAUUCUUUAAGAAUGCUUGAACAUGGUCUCGCUAUACAACAACAGUUUCUUAGUCUUCUCAGCUCAGGAAAUAGUUCACUUCUUUUACCUGGACUUAACAGACUAAUACUUGGCAUCAACCCCGUUACGAGUAAACCUGACCAUCUUUUGAAUGUAGCCAAGUAUGUUACUUACGAUCAUUUAUUAUCAAGACAUGCCUUACCGGCUGUUAAUAUUCUUUAUUUAAUAACUUCCUUAUCAUCAACUCCACCUGGCCAUCUCCUUUCACUUUUUACGGCUGGUGAAUUGAGACCAGGAUUUGUCGGUGCUUUAGAAGCUGAUGAAGAUGAGGAAGAAAUAGUUCAAAUGAAAACUUCUAUUUGUAAUUUUCUCCUUCAAACUCUAUCACUUGGUGCCCCGAAUGUUGCACAUUAUCUAUUUGGUUUUGACCUCAAUAAAGAAAUAAAAAAAACAGAAUUUCAACAGCCAGGUGUACGGGGCCAACCCAGAUCCUGUCUCCACUCAGUUAUCGGAAGGCUAAACAAUUUUCUAAUUCAUCCUAGUGAAAGUUCACCAGCUUUAGUUGAACUUUAUUAUAAAAUAAUUUAUGCAUUGGCAUAUAAUACUCGUACUUCAGAACCUGUUUUACGUUUUCUUCGUAGUUCAGGAGACUUUCUUAGAAGACAUUUAUCUGCUCUCCCAUUCUGUGAUAAUCCUACAGAUGUUGAACUGAGACAAAUGAGUUGGCUUUUGAAAACAGUUGCCAUUGAAAUGAAGGUAACUGGAUCUAACCAACAGCUGUCACAGUUAGCUAGUAUAGUGGAGGUGUAUACUGGAGAUCAAAAGCAAGCUGAUUCUGAUACCAUUGACCAAACGUUUCAGAGCGGUUUGGAAAAAACAAAAGUUAAUGAACAGCUUGUGUUGCGUUUGAUAAAACAUUUGAACUUUGAUGUACAACCAGUUGCCUUACCUCGUUUAGAAUUUUUCGAUUCCAAUACAAUUAAAAAUCUUCUAACCGAAAAUGAGAUGGAGGAAGGACGUCUUAAAUUGAUCAAUCCUAAAAGUGUUCAUGUUUCUCUGAUGAAGCACUGUAAUAUAACAGAGUCUUCGGAUAAGGAAAUGAGUGUUGCUAAAAAGAAAAGCCAUUUACUUGAUGAAAUUAAUGAAAUUCUGAAGUAUGUUGAGGAAUACAAUAACUCUAAGAAAGUUUUACAUGCUACAGCUAGGUAUUUUGAUGCGUGGCGUCAAGCUACCGAAGUAAUGUUUGCCUUUGCCUCUCAAGAUGCACUGAAUCUUGAAAAAAGAUUCAAACUACUUGUGGACAUUAUACAUGAACUGCUGAGCAAGGCAGUUGUUUCUUCAACUCAAUCUGAAAUUGCCAAAUUGGCAUCUGGCUCUAUUCUUCUUCUUUGUGUCGAUCUUCGCCAGACAUAUAUUUCAGAUCUUGGUAAAGAUGAUGAGUCUGACAGCAAGCUGUGCAAUUUUCUUGAUUCUAAAUACUCCAGCAUUGAGUAUAAACUAACAACUAUACUUACAAAUCUGAUUAAAUGGAUUCUAUCAUCAGGAGUAGCAACUCAGAAAUUAAGAGCUAAUCUGUAUGCAGCCCUUCUAAAUUUUCUUCAGUUAAAUCGUGAAAAAGUUAGUGGAUCAACGAAACCAACCGGCUUAUCUCGUGACAGUACUUAUGUAACAUUACUUGAUAAUACCACAAUGGAAGUACAAAGACCAGCUUUAGGGAUUUUCAUGUCGAGUUUUAAUUCCAUUCGUUCUUAUGGUGAUCGUCUUGUAGAUAUUCUUUGUCACGAUUCUUCAACUGGUCAUGAUAUUUGUAAGAUGCUGGCCUUGUCUUGCCUUGAUAUGGUUGUGGAACUGGAUUCUGAUAUUUCUUGGAUAAAUGUCUUAUCAUCAAGAGGCUAUAUGAAGUUUAUUAUCCACUCUCUUUUAGACUCUGAUAAACAACUUGUUGCACUCCUUUCUAAUAAUGUGAAGUCUCUCAGAGCACUCUAUGUUUAUGAAUCCAAAAUGGCUUUACUUUGCCGUGUUGCCUCAAUACCUUCUGGUGCAGAAAUGUUGCUUGAACAAAAUGCUCUGUCAUGUCUUUCAACAUUAAAUGUUUAUAAUAAACAUCCUGAAAUAACUACAAACAUACCAUUGCCAGUUAUGGACAUGGAUUUUGUUCCAAAUGUAAGUACACGAUACCUUCAAAUAUUGUCUCCAGCUCUUGCUCUCUGUGAUGCAAUAAUAUCUUCUAUGGGUGUUGAGAACCAGGCAGCCAUUGUUCAGGUUCUAAAAUUUCUACUUUGUCAUGGGGAAAUGGUAACGUUAGUGCUGAGGUCUGGAAGUCCUUUUCAUCCUUUAUGUUAUUUGAAAGAACUUGCUCAAUUGACUGGUGUUAUUGCUCGAUCAACAAAUGAUGAAAUGAUUAAAGCAGUAGGAGAAGAAGGAAUGGAUCCAGGUAGUGUUUUAGAGUCAACUGCACUUUUCACGAGGAUUCAAAGACUAAUGUUAAGCCUUGUUUCACGCUUUGUGAUAUCUGAAAGCUUGUUAAGAGAUAUUGAAAAAGAUGUAGAUCCCUCUGGUAUGAAUCCAAGGGCAAAGUCUGAAGUAGUGAUCACAUUUCUUGAGAUUGUUUCUCAUUUACUUCUGUAUGCAAGAAAUCUAGUUUCAAAUGGUGGAAUGGACAGAAGAAUUACAAAUGUAAUUUUCCAACCUGCUUUAUCAGAUUCUCUUCCAGAUCGUAGAGAUAUGCUGACGAUGCAAGAAGCUACUUUAGGAGUUAUUGUUCAACAGCUGGUUCAAGCUGUUCAGUAUCAUACCAGGGAAAAGGGCAACCACGAAGCAGCUAUUAGAAAGCUUGAAACAGUCAAAAAUUUAGAUUCAAAAUCUUUGGCCCAGUACCUGCCUCAACAGAGCAAUAACUUAAAUGAUGAAUGUGAGCGAAGAAGACAAGUAACCAAAAUUUUACAACAGCAGAGAGAUGAUAAGCAGAGAGAACUUGAAUAUUGCUACUUCAUUAUCGAGCAUUGUCUGUACAUAAUUUGGGCUCAUCUUGAUUUCUAUAUGCUAAGAGGAUUGUCUACUAAAACUCUAGAACUUUCAAAACAUCCCAAAGGUCCUCAAGCAAUGGAUUUUGACAUAUCCUGGAGUGUUACAUGUGAUGACUUAAAUCAUCUUAAACAAGGACUUCUUUCAGUGUUUAGUGACACCUUCAGUAAAACUCUUAUCUCAAUUGUCAAGGAUAUGGAGCCAAAAGACAAAGGGUUUUUAGAAGCACUUCUGAGGAGGAUAAAGAAGCUGAUUCAAUUCGUGCCUAACUAUUAAUAUAGAAUUAAUUUGUUUUGUACCACCAUUGCUAACCUUUUACAAAUGUCGUCUGUUACAUAUUGUAUUUUUAAAUGUAUCCAUUCCAUUCAAAGAGUUUUGGAUGUGAUACUUUGCAUUUAAUAAAUGCAUUGAUCUGUUUUCCAAAUAUACACAAGAUGUAUUAGUGUAAAUGAUGUUUCGAUUGUUUAUAUUUACUUGAUUUUUAUUUUUUCUUAUGUAUAAAAUUGUUAAAAAUAAAGAUUCUUAAUAAGGACUUUUUUUUAUUCCUGCCUCUAUGUGAUAAAUAAAAUCUUUUUAAAAUAAUUAAAGUAUAGAUUGUACAUUAAAAAAAAAAAAAAACUAAUUUAUUUUAGUUAAUCUGAGGAAUGACUGCUUCAUCCCAUGGACCAUAUAUAUUUUCCUUGUAUCUUUGCCAGCUCACAAAUAAGAUAGGACAAAUCACAUUAAUAAACAAUACAGCUCCAAUGAACAUAACUGUCAUUAUAAAUGAUAUACUAUACAAACCAAUAAUACAUAAAACAACCAUGAUGGCUGGGAUGACUGGCUUACUACCUAUCUUAGAAAAAAAUAUUGGGCAUAAGACAAAUGAUUCUAUAGCUGUUGUCAAAAUAACAAAUGUAUCAAAUGGUGUUGGAAGCCUUGAAGCCAAACAUAGAGAUCCAAAAGUAGUUGCAUUAAUUGAUAAGGAACUUGAAACAAUAAGAACUUUGACACCAUAGUCAAAAAAUAUAAGAUGAACAGUCAUCAUAAAUGCAGUCAUCGCAUAUAUUGUAUCAGUGCUGAUAGUAGCUGUGAGAGUUUGUAGAACAGGAGAUAGAAGCCAUCCCAGAAACAAAUAAAACACUAUAUCAUAUAAAUGUCUUAAACUCGGGGCUUCAAUUGAAAUAUAAAUUAAAUAGCCACACAAUGUUAACAAACUGGUUCCUGUGAAUACAGCUUCAGCAGAAUACCAUCCGUUGUACAUAUAUACAAAACUAAAAAUGAAAAAAAUCACUAAACAAAAUUCUUGAGUCACUAAACUUGCUCCAACAAAUGCUUUUUUGUAUGUUACUUCAUGAAAGUGGACAUUUUUUUCCAUUCCUUCUAGGAAAGAUGAAUCAGUGUAAUUAUCUGGAUACUCUUGCUUUUCAUAAAGUAUUUUCCUCCAGGUUUUUUUGUUCUGGUUCAUUAUAGUUGGUUUUUUCUCAUACUAAAAAUUACUUUACAAGUCGACGUUCUUCUGGCGUCGUCGGCCAUAGUUACAUUUGACCUUUUCAAUCAUACUGCACCACUUUACCUGCAACAACUUGUUUGAAUCGUAAGUUUUUUUUUCAAUGAACUUUUAUUUCGUAAUUCAUAUUUGGAUUUGUAUAGUAAUAACUAGGUUGCUCUAUGACUGAUUUCCAUAACCUGAACUUAAUUACAGAACAGAAGGCUCUAUUACCAAUUUAAAGGCUACUGUUACUGAAGAUGAAAUAUAGAACUUGAAUAAUCCAAUAAAUGGAGCAUCCAGUAACAACUGGACAAAAAUCACCAAUAUCUGCAGGAGAGUCAACUUCUGGGUCCUUAGAUCAGAGUAAAAUAAAAUACAGUAAGAUAGAAAGUAAAGAUAGUUUGAUAUAUGAUACCAUCAAAGGCAAAAAGAAAUCUAGAAGAAAAGCAAUAUCUUAUCGAAAAAGUAAACCCAGUCCUGUUCUAAAGGUUGAUGAAGAAACUAAUGUAACUAGUACUAGUGAUAACACGACGAAUACCCCUGAAGAAUUAGACCACUUUAGUCAAACAAAUAGUCAGAAUGGAAGCAAUUCGUCUUCUGGAGAUGAUAACUGGCUCAACCACGUUAUUUUAUCUCAUAUUUUAAAUGCAAAAAAACUGGAGCUGAUGGAAAAUGAAGAAGUUAUUAAUGCGUUAACGAAUAAAAUAUGAUACGACUUAGAAUAGAAAAAAAAUCAAGUAACUAAUCAGCACCAAUUUGACUUUUAUUGUAUAUACAAUUAUCAGAGCGCUCUAGGGUUUACAAUGACGAGUUAGUUGUGUUGCCUAAUCCAGAUGUGUACGAAGGAACGCCAUAUGUUGAAGACAAACAUCAUAACGAUUGUAUAUACUGUUGAUUGUGUGUAAACUUUUGUGAAUGGUUCUUGCGUGUAUGAUCUGGUGCAUACGCCGCCACGGUCGAACUAAAUGAAGGCAGAAAACUGCUUAACUAUUGUUUUAUUUGAUUUUAUGUCAAAAAAUUGUUGAAUUUUAAACUAGCUAUCAUGUAGGAAAAUAAUGUUUAUUUUGUUGUUAGUGUUUUAUUUGGAAAUUUGCUAAGAGACUUUUUAAAUGAAAAUGGACCCAAUGUGUUACAAUUCUUACAAUGGUGUGCCUCAAGAAUCAAAGCUUGCCACUUAUAUGAAAAGGCAAACAGAAGGCCCUCCAAUUUCAAAUUCGUUAAAUAAAAAUUUAUCGAACUUGUCAUUGAAUGAUCCACUUCCAGUGUUAAAGAAGACAGCCUCUGGAGCUAGUGAAUUUAUUCCUAGAAGUUCACCAGCUCUUCAUUUUUCUAAUUCCACAUCCCCACUGACAGUUACUGCUCAGUUAAAAAAUUCAUCACCAACUCCAACAGUUCCUACUUAUCAAGAAUAUGUAGGAGGAACAACAUAUUUUUAUGCAACUCCUGAGGCUGUUUCUAACGAUGAGGAAGUUGUAAGCAAUGCUGCUGUCACGUUAUACCCCGGUACACCUUCUCAUGCGAAGACUGCUUUGGCACAUCUUGCUCGUAAUGCGGAUACUUCAUAUCACAUGUCUAACCAAUUGAGGUUGGAAAUUCAGCAUAAGAACAAUCUGACUUUAUUACAACCAGAUCCUAAUUUAUAUCCUGAUUUGCCUUUAGAAGUGGACAAUUACCAUGAAUUAGUCCCACUGGAACCACUGCCUGCUGUACCAAAACCUCACUUAAUUAUACCAUAUCAAACCUCUACUUACAAAGCUACUAAUGUGAAGACUGGUUUGAGAUAUUGUCUUAGGCGGGUGCAUGGUUUCAGAUUGGCCAACUCAAAAUGUAUGGUUUUAGUAGAUAUGUGGAAAAAAAUAAAUCAUUCCAACAUAAUUCAGUUGCGCGAAGUUUUUACAACAAAAGCCUUCGGGGAUCAAUCCAUGGUGUUUGUUUAUGACUAUCAUCCGGACUCAGAAACUCUUUUGGCUCACCACUUUACAUCCCCUGAAGCAGUAAAUGGAUAUACAGACUCAUUUUCUUCAAACCCUAAUGCACCCAGACCUUAUUCUCAUAACAAAAAUUCUCUUCUCAGACAACAGCACACGAGCAGUAUGCUUCCUGAGACUACAAUCUGGUCAUACGUGAUUCAGCUGACGGGUGCUUUGGCUAUGGUCCACGCUGCCAAUCUAGCUUGUCGGGUAAUAGACCCAUCCAAAGUACUUCUCACUGGGAGGUUGAGGCUGCAGUUAUCUUCAACUGGCAUACUUGAUCUUCUCACGUUUGAUUCAUCAUCUAACAACCCCUUAUCGCUCAUACCACAUUACCAGCAAGAAGAUUUGACAGCUUUGGGGAAGCUUAUUCUUGCAUUGGCCUGCCGUUCUUUGAUUGCUGCUCAGAGGGACAACCUUCAGACAUGUCUGGAUCUCAUGUCAAGAACAUAUAGUACAGACCUAAGAAAUGUUAUAUUGUGA
This is a messenger RNA of Nezara viridula (southern green stink bug), 7039 nucleotides long. The record is from the annotation of a GenBank genome assembly. Lineage: Eukaryota; Metazoa; Arthropoda; Insecta; Hemiptera; Pentatomidae.